This is a messenger RNA of Coniophora puteana RWD-64-598 SS2, 168 nucleotides long. RefSeq lists its product as uncharacterized. The annotation marks the transcript as partial. The record is from RefSeq and is a predicted model, not a curated record. The transcript has a single exon. Lineage: Eukaryota; Fungi; Basidiomycota; Agaricomycetes; Boletales; Coniophoraceae.
AUGAGAAUUUUACAGAUCAACAUGCGGAAAUCGCAUGACGCCCAUAUUGACUUAUUUCACGCAGACUUACGAAAGGACUAUGACAUUAUAGUAAUUCAGGAACCGUGCCUAAACAAGUUAGGCCUGACCAAGGUCAAUAGCCACUGGAGUGUGGUGUACCCGACAGAG